AUGGAAAUAGUGGUCCUUGGCGUUUUUUACAGAUUACUCUCUGGACCCCAGCCGUUCUGGAAACUCCUCACCUCACCCCCGCCCUGCAAAGAAGUGAACACCUUUGGGAAGACUGGCCCCAUCACUCUCCCUCCAGUCACCUUCCUGUGUUGGCGUUGGGGUUUUCACUUAACUUAUAUCUGUGCGUUCUGCCCUGCGUCCCCUGAACCCGCGUCUGUAUAUAGUGUAUGGAGAGAGUACUCGCCCACUGGCUCUCAGCUCGACCUUGAAUCAGUACAGUACCUGUACCUGCACGGUGCCCGCGCGCCGUGUGUCGCCCUAUGUUGA
This is a messenger RNA of Rangifer tarandus platyrhynchus (Svalbard reindeer), 327 nucleotides long. NCBI's taxonomy places the organism in Eukaryota, Metazoa, Chordata, Mammalia, Artiodactyla, Cervidae. The record is from the annotation of a GenBank genome assembly.